UUCUCCGUGUUUCCCUUUUAUAAGAGAAUAGGAAACACAAUUGUGGCAUCAUUUAAAAAGUGUAGCCUUAGAUACAAUAGAAAUCACUUAUAAACCGUAGCCUUAUGCUGAUAUCUAUGGAUACACUUUUCAUACCAAAGGAAGAGCUUUUAAAGAGUAACAUAUUUGUUAUAUUUUGAGUGCACUUUAAAAGCGUAGCCUAAUGUAUCUAGGCCAAAUGCACCCAAACACUUAGUAAUUUUUCUUUUCCUUAUCACCAAAUCACACUCACCUUCGAACACCCUCACUUUCGCCAUCUGAUCAGGAAAAGUUUUGCCCCUCACCUUCGUAAAUCACCUUCGAAUUAAUUGUUCAAAACCCUAACCCUAACACACCCACACACUCACACUUAUUCUCACCAUCACUCACCACCGCCACUACGCCCCCUUUCACACACACACACACACCCAGAUCCGAGAGAAAGAGUGAACCAGAGGGAGGAGAGGAGGGAGACGGAGAUGAGAGAGCGCGAUCGAGAGAAUAGAGAGUGAGAGGGGGUCACUGCCGCAACGUCGCUGCAGCCGCCGCCAUUGCCGUCGCGGAGCAGGGAGCCCGGAGGGGAGAGAGAGACAAUUUGCAGACGAGAUGGAGAGAGAGGAUGAAGAUGCAACGCAAGAGAGGAGGCUGUUCCGCCAUGCACUGUCAUCGCUCCUGGGGUCGAUUGAAGCCGCCGCCGCAGCUAGGGCUUGCCGUGCUCCUGCAACAAUAUAUUUUAGAAGUUGUAUUGGACUGGAAGAGAGGGAAGGGGAGCGUUUGAACUUUCAAUUUCAUUAAUUUUUGUUGAAUUUCUGUGCCUGUGGGUGAAUACUGGAUUGUGAAGGAUGGUUAGGAUUGUGAAUGCAGAAGUUUAGACCUCUUCAUAUAUGGGAACAAUGUUGAUCGAUUCCUGAAUUGGAGCACUAGGUUCCAAAUUGUUCUAGGCGUGGCAAGGGAAUUACAGUACUUUCAUGAGGAUUCACAUCUAAGAAUUGUUCACCGAGACAUCAAAGCAAGCAACAUUCUUCUUGAUCAUAAGUUUUAUACCAAGAUUGGAGACUUUGGCCUUGCCAGGUUCUUCCCUGAAGACCAAGCUUAUCUUAGCACACAAUUCGCUGGAACAUUGUUUAGUUAUUAAGUAAUUGAGCUGAGCUGUAAGUUUGACAAAUGAAAUGGUUUCCUACCAGCGCCAAAAGGGCUGUUUUCGCCGGAGCCAGAACAUUAUCAAGGACCAAAGCUGAAAGUUUCCAUCAUUGGAGCUGGGCUUUCUGGCAUGUCAACUACAGUGGAACUCUUGAAUCAAGGACACGAGUCCCAGAAGAAUACACAGGUGUUGCAGAAACUGAUUUUCUGACUUCAAGUGUAGUUUGUGGCGUCUUCAACAAAAAUUUGGGUAUGCUCGUGAACUAUCUUUCAACAUUCAAUAAGACUUUAUCUUGGAGCAAAAUUUGGUGGCUCACCCAGCACCACCAGCGUCUACUGUCUUUGCCGCCGCUCCUCUGUUUCACAAAUUCCUUUUCUUUGAUUCUGCCUGCUGCUCUUCUGUCCUGUGCUAUCCGGGGCUGUUAUUUCCAACAAGGUAUGGAGGUUAAGAUGGAAAUGAAGGUGGAAGAUGCAUAUAGGAAGUCAAUGGAGACAGUGUUGAAUUGGAUACAAGAUACUGUAAAUCUUAACAAGAGUCAAGUUUUCUUUCGUAUAUAUGCACCCGUGCACUUCAGAAGUGGAGAUUGGAGAAGCUAUGGAAGUUGUCAUUUGGAAACACUGCCAGAGCUUAACAUGUCAUUGGUGCCUAAUGAUAACUGGUCACAAUUCAAAAUAGGCAAUUCAUUGCUAUCAUCACACAAAAACAACACUGAACUUGUCAAGUUGAAAAUAUUGAAUAUAACAGAGAUGACAGCUCAGAGAAAAGAUGGACACUCAUCAAUCUACUAUCUUGGUCCGAAUGGCGGCACGGCAGCACUCCAUCGGCAAGAUUGCAGCCACUGGUGUCUGUUGGUGUACCUGAUACAUGGAAUGAGCUGCUUUAUGCAAUGUUCAUGAAACAUGAAGGCUUCUUAUAGCAAGGAACUUCAAAGAGUCAUGGAAGCAUUAUAUACAUCAAUUCUUUUUUAUUUGUCUUGGGCAGCAAGGACUCACAAAUUGUUCUCAGCAGUCUCAAAAAGAGGCUAACAUGUAGAAUAGAAUUAUGUAUUUAUUUAAAGAAAUUAUUUAGUAUAAUUAUGUAUUUAUUUUUAUUUUAUAAUAUUCAAUUCAUUCAAAUAAA
This is a messenger RNA of Arachis ipaensis, 2278 nucleotides long. The record is from RefSeq and is a predicted model, not a curated record. Lineage: Eukaryota; Viridiplantae; Streptophyta; Magnoliopsida; Fabales; Fabaceae.